Molecule: messenger RNA, 1371 nt
Organism: Closterium sp. NIES-67
Lineage: Eukaryota; Viridiplantae; Streptophyta; Zygnematophyceae; Desmidiales; Closteriaceae
Source: the annotation of a GenBank genome assembly
CCUUAGCCUCCUGCUUGUAUUUACAGUACCUAUCGCCAGGAACCUUGUGCUGCUGCCCUCUUGGUGUUGCUGAAGGUCUGACUGGGCACCACAUCUUAAAGCCAGUUGCUGCUUUCCUGAACACGAACGCAGUUUUUGACAACAUCUCCUCAAAUCGACCCGAGGUUCGGGCUCUAUCGGAAUUGUUGUCCUUCGCUUCGCGAAACUCUGAUAUUUUUGGCUCCCGAAGCGGAGCUGCUAUCUCCUUGCAUUCAAGCCCCGUAUAAUCUCUCUGGCUAAAAGGAAUGGCGUGCUCCAUGGCGAUGAUGCAAGGAGCCAAAUGCGGCCUUUCUCUCGCCGCUGCACCUGAGGCAAGGGCGGCGCCCCCCACUAUCGCCGCCUCCCGAGUCCCACUUCCCGUCCGUUCCGGCGCAACAGCGGCGGUCAGCUCCAGUUUCAAGGACUCGUGGUUCGGGAAGACGCAUCUCGGAUGCAAUGACAUGCGUGUCGUUUUUCAAGCCAGCAGAAGCGCCGGCAGCAGCAGCACGCGGGCGGCGGGCAAGGGCGUGCUGGUGGAGGCUUCGCUCAUGGGCGUGGGCGCGCCCGAGGCUCUGGUGAUCGGCGUCGUCGCGCUGCUGGUGUUCGGCCCCAAGGGACUGGCCGAGGUGGCUCGCGGCAUCGGCAAGACGCUGAAGACGUUUCAGCCGACGAUUAAGGAGCUCCAGGAGGUCUCCCGGGAAUUCAGAGACACGCUGCAGUCAGAAAUCGGAAUCGACGACAUCAGGAACCCGCCGCCCCCUCCCCCCACCCCCGUCGCUGCCCCUCCCGCUGUUCCGCCCACUGUUUCCGCCGCCGUCGCUGCCCCCCCCGCUGCUCCCGCUGCGACCACCCCUUCCGCUGCUGCGCCGGCUGCCACAACCAUCCCGAGGGAGUUCUCAGCUGAUGACGUGGCCAAGGUGACAGAGCAACAGCUGGCGGCCGUCGCCUCGCUCAAUUCAGUCACUGACGAGAUGAAGAAAGCAUCUGCAGCUGCUGCUUGGGCUCCUGCUGCUCAAGACGCUGCUGCUGCCGCUGCCGCUGCUGCUACACCUGCAGCUACAACGGCAGCACCAGCAGCAGCAGCAGCAGCUGCAACACCAGCAGCACCCGCAGCACCUGCAGCAGCAGCAGCACCGGCAGCAGCACCAGUUGUAGAUUCAGCAGCUUCUAGCUCAGCCGUUCUGGCUGCUGAUAGCAAGGCACCUCCCAGCUAGCUAGAUUAUCCACUAUAGAGAAGACAACUAGUUGACAAGUGUGGAGUGCAGAUUGGUUUUUAUGUUUUGCACCUUUUGUACUAAAAUUCUAGGUUUGGUGUGGUGUGAUGGUGUGUGCAGCUUUUAUGUGUGCAAGUCU